CAGUAUCGGUCGGCAGCGGUGCGAGGAGCACGUAUCGCCGCCAUUUUGGAUCCCGCCAAAACUUAACGCGGCAAACUUCGAUGACAGAAAAAAUCGUUGAGUGACUUUUUAAUAACCAAAAAGGUUUAUAAAACAAAUUGUGACUGUUAAAUAAGUGUAAAAAAAAUGUACAUUAUUUUCGCCGUGCGUGUAAAAGUGCAUAAUUAGUUUAAUUUGUGUUAAACAAUAAUGGAUCUUGUGCAAGUGGCGGAACGUUGACCUUAUUUCUUGACAGGGCCAUGGAGCUCAAAACGCCCAAAGACAAGAAGAUAUCGAGUUUCACAAAACUCCUGUCGCGCGGCAAGAUGUUCCGGAUACCGAUUCUCAUCCUCUUCCUCCUGGGCAGCACUAGCUGCGACGACCGCGAAGACGAAUUCCAAUUUCAAAUUCAAAAUUCAAAUUCCGAAUUGCAAAACACAAGCUUGAUGGAACACUCGCAUAGACACGGACGUAAUACCAGUGUAAAAAAAGAUUUGAGUGACAUUAAAUAUUUAAGGCGACAUUUGAAUAGGGAAAUAGUGAAUUUUGUGAUGACUGACUAUUUGGUGGACGGCGAGGUGGAGAAUCGUGUUCACUUUAAUGGGAUUACGGCGAAGGAGACUUAUGUUGGCGCGAAUGGGAGCGGCUUGCGACUGCGUCAGCUGACCGACGGUCGCCAUCUUGUACAAGUCAUCUACACACCAAAUGGCGCCAUCCAGGACUGCGAGUAUAUAACCCAAGCAAAAUAUUCGAGAAACUUCCUCAAGACUUUAAGGAAAGAACUAAAACUCGCAUUAGAAGAACAAAGCAUUAAAUUAACGCAGAAUGAAAUAACAAAUGAAGAUGAGAAAUAUUACCGCCAUUUUAGUAACGUCACGCUCCGUAUUUUGAGAAACGGAGAGACUCUGCCGAUAGAUGUCGCUAGUUGGUUGGAUUUUGACAAGUUGAAGAUGGAAUGCUUGGAAAGGCAUGAGGAGCUGAAGUUUAUGAUGGUCAAUAAGAAUAAGGUUUCAGAUGCGACGCUAGCUAGGUCACGGAGGUCUUUGAAAGAGAAUUUCAUAGUCCCCGGAACGAAAUGGUGCGGCGCCGGCGACCUGGCAGAGAGGUACAGCGAACUCGGCAUGAAUAGGAAAGAAGAUACGUGCUGUAGAGCCCACGACAACUGCAGACUCAACAUAGGCCCGUUCAGACGAAGAUUCGGCUAUUUCAACUUUAGGCCAUUCACGAUAUCAAACUGCGCGUGCGAUAGAAGAAAAAAACGUGACGCCAUGGAGUUACUGAGAGUGCCAGGGACAAAGUGGUGUGGCAAGGGAUAUUCGGCGACGCGGUACUCCCAGUUGGGGGGUUACACACGCACCGACCGAUGCUGUCGGGUCCACGAUCUGCGCUGCCCCUUCUGGAUCGGGGGCAUGGAGAAGAAAUAUGGACUUUUCAACUGGCGUGUCAACACGCUUAUGCACUGCCGGUGCGAUGAAAGGUUCCGCGCCUGCCUGAAGCUGGCCAACACCUCCAUGUCCAACAUGGUGGGCAAGCUGUUCUUCAACGUGGUGCAGACCAGGUGCUUCGUCCUCAAGCCGGUCAAGUCCUGCACGCAGCGCUCCUGGUGGGGGCGCUGUCUGCGGCGCUCGUACACCAAGCGGGCGUAUUUGAGGGACAACAUGCCGUAUUAAUAGCGCCAUCUAUUUAGAACAUGAGUAAUUUAUCGAAUUUAAACUGUUGUGAGACAUACUAACAUUGAAUAAUUUUACGGUUUAUUUUACGUCUGUUAGUGCUUGAGAAAGGAGACCUAGGCUCCCCGAAACAUGUCGCGCGAGUGACUAAAAACAAGUGAGUCUAAACCGUAAAGUUAUUCAAUGAGCAAUUUAUGAUUGUGCAAUCAGCAGCAGAAUUUGGUAAGCGGGCCAGGUGUGCAAAAUGAUCUUGACGCGACUUUAUUGUUAAGAGAAUAAGAGCGUGUCAAGGUAAUUUUGAACGCCUCGCCCGCUUAGCAACUUCUGCUGCUGACUGCACCAACGCCAUCUAGCGUUAUAGAAAACUACAAUGGGAUUUAUGUUUGAUUUGUGACAUAAUAUAAUAAAACGAGCACUCCAUAAACUUUUAUGGAUUAUACCACGUCGGUAACAAGCAUAAAGCGCUCCUGGUAAGAGGUUACCGAUGCCUAUGGACGAAUUUUAAGUGUGUUACAUGAGCAACCCUUUGAAAUACUGUAUACUACUUUUUUGAAAAACAUCUAUAGUCCAUUCUAUAGCCGGAGUUAUUGAAACUGAAAUUUUACGAAAAUUCCUCUGAAUCCGCACAACAUGAUGUAUUAACUUCCCCACAAGCCCCCAACGAGCAAUGCUCGGGCAAAUUAGUUGGAAGUAUUUUAAGAUGACGCUAGAUGUCGCUCAAUGGCUUAGAACAGCGACAUCUACCGAAAGAGUUACUAGAUUUUUAAGGAGCGCCUCAUUAAAGUGUGUAGAGAAAUACAUCUACUAAACAAUACCAUAGAGAAAUAAGUAAACAUAGAGUGCUCACUCCAUACAUCAGUUUUAUUACCGGAACGUUUAUUAUUUUCGUAGUCGACAUCUACCGUUAUGUAGCGGACACAGACAAAACAUCCUCCAGACUGAGCAUAGUCGCGCUACCCCCUCUGCCACGCAUAUGGUAAUUUUACUCGAUGUUCGAGUCGAAAGUGUCUUUGUGUGACGUCCGUGUCUUUGAACGGACCAAUCACGGCACGGGAUUUCGCUCACCUCGUCCCGCGCACCCCCGCAUUUUUGGCAUCAUCGUUUGCAUGAAAUAAUUGCUCUAAACUCGGUCUAGAGGAUUCCUAGUCUAUGGUAGCGGAUUUAUCUUACUUAUUUAUUUCUCUAUGCUAUAUGAUGCUAUGGACUUUAUGUAUGAUGAGGGUAUAGGCGUUAACCGCACUAUGGUCCCUUUUUGCUAAGGGUGAGACUAUAGUCUAAUAAAACAUGGUCUUCUCUUCCCAGAGUGACACAAGCCUACGUCACAAUAACAUGGCCGCUAUAUAUAGCGCUAUCGCAUAUUAUCAUAUAGUGCUCGCUGUCUCAUGAUGACGUAGGCUUGUGUCAGUCAGGUGACCUAGAAAAGACGGGAAGAGAGUACCAGGCGGAGUAUAUUAUUAUCCCACCAAAAACAUAAAUGUAAAA
This is a messenger RNA of Cydia fagiglandana, 3170 nucleotides long. RefSeq lists its product as uncharacterized. The coding region runs from base 279 to 1688 and encodes 469 amino acids. The transcript has 6 exons. The record is from RefSeq and is a predicted model, not a curated record. NCBI's taxonomy places the organism in Eukaryota, Metazoa, Arthropoda, Insecta, Lepidoptera, Tortricidae. Gene Ontology annotation, biological process: arachidonate secretion; phospholipid metabolic process.